AUGGUCAUCUCCACCAUAUUCUCAGUGUCCAGAGACCGAUGUUCACCAACUCAACAAGAUAAUGUUCCCCUUGUAAGGGACAAUGAUUCACAUGACCCUGUGGAAACUCCGUCAAUCCCUCCGGUAGUUUCAUCUAAACCAAAAAAACGGCAGGCUGAACCCAACAAACCAGAGAACCCCGAACCGGCUGCUGGUGAUCCAGACCCCUGCUAUCCAAGCAAGCGUUAUAAGGAAAACGCAAAGCAGGAAUCCCAAAUAUCUCCUCCUCUAUAUUUUCAAGCAUCAAAAGCAUAUAGCAAUGGCAACUUCCUGCUAGCUGCCCAUCGCUUUCGUUUGCUCUUGUGUCUGUAUCGUGAACAGAAGUCACAGAGCAUUCCAGAAUACCCUGAUACCAAGAUGAUCCAAGUCUGCCUUGAUCUCACCCGGUGCUACUUGAACCUGAAGAAAGAGGACACAGCUCACGAAGUCCUUGAGGAUGCUUGGCGUCCUAAGAGGCUACUAACGAUUGAUAUAACACAUCCACUUUUUAAGGAUUUAUCACGGCUUUAUCUUGAGGUAAAGGCCCAGCAACCCCUGUUAUCUCAUCAAAAGAACACAGAUUUGAGUGUCCUGCAAGACGAACAUGAGAGAGAAACAGUGGAAUCUUUAAAACUUAUUUAUAAUUAUGGUACUCAAUACUUUUUUGAAGGACAACCACGGAAUGCUGUUGGCCUCUUGAGGUAUGCAGUACGUCGAACAGAGGAAAGAAGUGGCACUGAUAUUGGAGAAAGUUUGAAACAUGCAUUGGUUGGGAUCCACUUGCUUUUGGCUGAGGCCUUUCUCUGUCUUGGGCAGCUUGAAGAUGUUCAUACCACUUUGAAAAAAGUAUGGAGUCCAAUCCACUAUCUACACAUUGACCAACACCAUCAACACUUUCUUUGGCUGGCGAGGGUCCAUGCGCAUGCCACCAAGCCAAAGACUAGCUGUUCAAACAACAAAAACAACCGCUUAACUGUUAAGAAACUUGAUCUUUAUGAACGCUUAGGUCUUUCACAUAUGGCCAACAACAUCGAAAUCAAGAAGGCCUACUGGCGGUGUAGUUUGCUCUUCCAUCCAGAUAAAAGUGGGGACACUGUUGCCUUUCAACAAAUUAGGGAGGCCUAUGAAGUUUUGUCUGUUGCAGAAACACGCCGUAGAUAUGAUUACAAUCAAAAAAAUUCAAAGUGA
Melampsora larici-populina 98AG31 is the source of this 1206-nucleotide messenger RNA. RefSeq lists its product as uncharacterized. The record is from RefSeq and is a predicted model, not a curated record. Gene Ontology annotation, molecular function: Hsp70 protein binding. Lineage: Eukaryota; Fungi; Basidiomycota; Pucciniomycetes; Pucciniales; Melampsoraceae. Gene Ontology annotation, biological process: cellular response to misfolded protein. Bases 1 to 1206 code for a protein of 401 amino acids. Gene Ontology annotation, cellular component: endoplasmic reticulum membrane. The transcript has 5 exons.